This is a messenger RNA of Bombina bombina (fire-bellied toad), 1321 nucleotides long. RefSeq names its product ABI family member 3 (gene ABI3). The record is from RefSeq and is a predicted model, not a curated record. NCBI's taxonomy places the organism in Eukaryota, Metazoa, Chordata, Amphibia, Anura, Bombinatoridae. The transcript is spliced from 8 exons. Gene Ontology annotation, molecular function: SH3 domain binding. The coding region runs from base 24 to 1031 and encodes 335 amino acids. Gene Ontology annotation, cellular component: intracellular anatomical structure; lamellipodium.
CGCUCUGUGAGCUAAACAGCAGGAUGUCUGCUAUGCAAAACAGCACUGGACAAGUGUCUGCAGCGAGACAAGCCCUGAAAGACAGCUACAAAAGCCUGCAGAAUGUUGCAGAAUACUGUGAGAAGAAUUAUAUGGAGGCCUCUGACAGGAGCCAAGCCCUGCAGAAUACCAUGUCUCUCCUCACACAAUCCUUGGCCAGUGUUGCCUAUCAGGUGAGAGCAGCUGCCCAGGAGUUGGUGUCCAUGUUAGAGGAACAAAGUCAAAUCCUGCAACAAGAGGAAAAAAGAGUAAUCUUAAUAACUCAGCUUGUAGAUAUUCAUAAAGAAAAGGUUUCCCGUAGGAAGAUUGGUGCUCUUACUUGCACAAAGAAAAUCCCACAGGCACAGAAGAUCCUGACAGCGGAAGACCAGGCUCUCCAAUCUCAAUAUAUCAGGAGUACUAUAAACUUUGCCAGCCUUGAUGAUGUUGGCCAUGGGAUUAAGGAUUCUGAAUCUCAGCUAUCAAGAACCGGUACCAUGUCUCGAAGGACAAGUAGCAAAAGUCUGUCACAUGUUCAGGGCAGUUUGGGGAGAAACUCUCAUAAGAAAGACCCUGUUCUUCCUCCACUGGUUCCAGAGUGUUUAUCUUCACAGACUUUGGUUGCAGAAUCUCCUAUUUUUCAUUCUCCUGGGGUGUUUUUUGACAUUCCAGCACCACCUGAACCUGUUGAAUUCCCACUACCCCCACCUUUUGCAGAAGGAACUUGUGAUUCUUCUGCUUUGUCUCUGAGUACCAACUACCUUCCUCCUCCACUGGAUACCAGUAAUCUUCUUCCCCCAAUGCAAAUCAAUGAUCCUCAUCCCCCAUUGGAUGCUUAUGACCUUCCUCCUCCUCCUCCUCUUGAUACCAGUGACCUUUUUCCUCCUCUGAAUUAUAACAUAAACCAAAACAGACCAAAAAAUGCAGCAUCUCCAUCCUGGACUUCUCAAGAAUUUGAGGACUAUCUUCCACCUCCACCUCCACUUUUAGACUACAAAAUAAAUGGCCUAUGAGACCGUAGCAGUUUAAUGACAUAAAGAUAAUGACCACAGUUCUUACCUGUCACAUGAAAAUGUAUUUAAUUUAGAUUAUUUUGUUUGAUUAAUUUUCUAUGACAUAGAAAUCUAUUAGAAUUCUUGCCAUUGUAUUUAAUUGAGCUGCCUGAAUUAUGAAUACUAUAGAAAUAUGGUUUUCUUAGACUUCUUUGUACUUUGUUUCAAGCUUUCUUCUUUGUUUUUUGUUUAUUUCUGCGUUUGUGCACACCUACACAAACAAAAUAUAUGUGGUGAAUACAAAGGUUAAA